GCAGGUGGUGGACUUUAAACCGAGGUGGAGGAACAGGUGACGCAGAGCCGGGAAAUCUUCUUCCUGGAAAGAAGGCCAGCAACUGCAAAAAUGGCGAAGUUCUUCACACCGGUUCAAAUCAACGAGUUCAAGGAGUGCUUCUCUCUGUACGACAAGAAACAAAAGGGCAAGAUUGUUGUCAAAGACCUGAUCACAGUCAUGCGCUGCCUCGGUACGAGCCCCACCUUCGGGGAAGUCGAAAGACACCUACAAGUUCACAAAAUCGAAAAGAGCGGUGAGCUGGACUUCUCUACCUUCCUGACGAUGAUGCACAGGCAAAUGCAACAGGAAGACCCCAAGGCAGAAAUCCUGGAGGCUUUGAGGAUGACGGACAAACAGAAGAAAGGCUUCAUCCAGGCCUCCGAGCUGCGGGCCAAGCUCACCAUGCUGGGGGAGAAACUCACAAACAAAGAAGUGGACGAGCUCUUCAAAGAGGCAAACGUCAAGUCCAACGGGCUUAUCAACUAUGAGGAGUUCACGCAGAUGGUGACGCUGCCGCCCGUCGAUUACUGAUGUUCCCAGUCGACUUCACACACAUUUAACUCGAUGGUUUGCAGAAAUCCCACGAAGGUGAAACUAACACAUUGUGACCCAAUGCUGUUGUACUGUAACUAACUAACAAGAUGAUGAAUUGGCAUGUUAUCCUUUCAUGGCCUCAAUUUGAAUCCCCUUUACUCUUGUUGUCGAGUCAAUCAAAUGUAACCUCCAGUUUGGCAUCUUCUCUCUGUACUUCAGCAUGCGUAUAAGCAAUAUAUUAAACCCUUCAUCUCAAGA
Molecule: messenger RNA, 813 nt
Organism: Gasterosteus aculeatus aculeatus (three-spined stickleback)
Lineage: Eukaryota; Metazoa; Chordata; Actinopteri; Perciformes; Gasterosteidae
Gene: calml4a
Product: calmodulin-like 4a
Cellular component (GO): myosin II complex
Molecular function (GO): calcium ion binding
Source: RefSeq, a predicted model, not a curated record